Anoplopoma fimbria (sablefish) is the source of this 2553-nucleotide messenger RNA. RefSeq names its product potassium voltage-gated channel subfamily B member 2b (gene kcnb2b). Gene Ontology annotation, biological process: protein homooligomerization; potassium ion transmembrane transport. Gene Ontology annotation, cellular component: voltage-gated potassium channel complex; membrane. The transcript has 2 exons. Gene Ontology annotation, molecular function: delayed rectifier potassium channel activity; protein binding. Bases 1 to 2553 code for a protein of 850 amino acids. NCBI's taxonomy places the organism in Eukaryota, Metazoa, Chordata, Actinopteri, Perciformes, Anoplopomatidae. The record is from RefSeq and is a predicted model, not a curated record.
AUGGCUGAGAAGGUUGGACCAGCAGGGCUCAAGCCCACCAACACCCGGACCACUCCCUCCCUGCCCCCGGAGCCCAUCGAAAUCAUCCGCACCAAAGCCCGCUCCCGUAGAGUCCGCCUUAACGUUGGGGGUCUGAACCACGAGGUCCUCUGGCGGACCCUGGACAGGCUACCCAGGACCCGGCUCGGCAAGCUUCGAGACUGCAACACCCAUGAGUCCCUGAUGGAAGUGUGCGACGACUACAGCCUGAACGAAAAUGAAUACUUCUUCGACCGGCACCCGGGGGCCUUCACCUCCAUUCUGAACUUUUACCGCACGGGCAAACUACACAUGAUGGAGGAGAUGUGUGCUCUUUCUUUUGGCCAGGAGUUGGACUACUGGGGGAUUGACGAGAUCUACCUGGAGUCCUGCUGCCAGGCCCGCUACCACCAGAAAAAAGAGCAGAUGAAUGAGGAGCUGCGGAGGGAGGCAGAGACAAUGAGGGAGAGAGAGGGUGAGAUAGAGUUUGACAACACCUGCUGCCCAGACAAGAGGAAGAAGCUGUGGGAUCUCCUGGAGAAGCCCGGCUCCUCGGUGGCUGCCAAGAUUCUAGCCAUCAUCUCGAUCCUGUUCAUCGUCCUCUCCACUAUCGCUCUGUCUCUCAACACCUUACCAGAGCUCCAGGUCACAGAUGAGUUUGGCCAGGCCAACGAUAACCCCCAGCUGGCCCACGUGGAGGCCGUGUGUAUCGCCUGGUUUACCAUGGAAUACCUCCUUCGCUUCCUCUCCUCACCCAACAAGUGGAAGUUCUUUAAAGGCCCGCUGAAUGUCAUUGACUUGCUGGCCAUCUUGCCCUACUAUGUCACAAUCUUCCUAACUGAGUCCAACAAGAGCGUGCUGCAGUUCCAAAAUGUGCGCCGUGUGGUGCAGAUAUUCAGGAUCAUGAGAAUAUUGAGGAUCCUGAAGUUGGCCCGGCACUCCACAGGGCUCCAGUCUCUAGGGUUUACUUUGAGAAGGAGCUACAAUGAACUGGGGCUGCUCAUUUUAUUUCUUGCCAUGGGCAUCAUGAUAUUUUCCAGCUUGGUCUUCUUUGCUGAGAAAGAUGAAGAUGCCACCAAAUUCACCAGUAUCCCCGCCUCAUUCUGGUGGGCAACCAUUACAAUGACUACAGUGGGUUAUGGUGACAUUUACCCACAGACUUUACUUGGAAAAAUUGUGGGUGGGCUCUGCUGCAUUGCAGGGGUGCUGGUAAUUGCCCUACCCAUCCCCAUUAUUGUCAACAACUUCUCUGAGUUCUACAAGGAGCAGAAGAGGCAGGAGAAGGCCAUCAAGAGGAGGGAGGCUUUGGAGAGAGCCAAGAGGAAUGGAAGCAUUGUGUCAAUGAACUUAAAGGAUGCCUUUGCCCGCAGUAUGGAACUGAUGGAUGUGGUGGUGGAGAAAGGAGAGGAAAAGACCUCUAUGGACAACCACCUGUCGCCUAGCCGAUGGGGCAGCUCAACCAGGCACGCUUCCUCAGAGACUGACCUGAAAUCUCCAGUUAAAAGAGACCCUGAGCCGCAAAGCUCCCCUCGUAUAACCAUCAACACCACUGGAAGUCCCCAGCGGACAAACAGGACCCCACAGCACCUUAACGCGCAGAAACUGGAGGACAUGUACAACCAGAUGACCAGGUCACAGUCCUUCACCAACCUCAACACUACAAGCUCCAUGAGCACUCUGAGCACAACAAUGACCGCCCCUGUUUCACCUAAGAAAUCUCAAAGCCCUGAAUUUACAUUAAAAGAAGAAGUAGAGCUGGAGAUGAAGGAGGUCCAACCCCCCUUUCCAGAUAACUUUGCGGGCUGCUCAGACUUUAAAGAACAAGACUGUAACUCAGAUGAGGAAGAUGCUGGGCCCUGUACAAUCAGACACCCCAGGGCCCCACCCUUUCUCGAUUUAAGCCAACUGAGGGCCAUUGAUGACCCCGGCUCUCCUGGCGUCAUACUCAAAGAUGGCCUCUACGAAUCCGUCAACCCAGGUGACCACGUAGAGGACGGGGAGAGCUUCAACAGUGCUGUGGAGAAUAUCCAGAGCUCUCCAAGAGGGAAUAACCCUCUUAAAGUAAAGGAGUUGAAGGUGAACUUCACCAAGACCUCUGCUGAAGGCCCGCUAACACCGCCCAGCACUACCUCUCCUGGAGACAUCAGCUCCAGCAUCCUGGAAGACGAGACCCCAGAGGGAGAGAUGUCCCCGCUCAUCCCGAGUACAGAGGAGCUGCUCCCAGUCACAGAGGAGGAGACCUGCCCGUUGUCCCCUGAGAGGCUGGUGGUAGACACCCCACCUGGCGAUGAAGAUCAAGCCACGGAGAACCACAAGGAGAAGCAUCUGAUGGAAGUGGCGGGAGCUGCAGUUGCACCAUUGUCUCCUAAGACAGCAGCACAAAAUUGCACCCAAGCUGUGGUCGGGGCAGGCGGGGAAACCAAUGCUGACAGCAACCAAAGUGGACACAAAGUAGAGAACCACAUGUUUACAUCCGAUAUCCACCUGAUACCCGGGGAUGGGAGCCUCUCUCCGACCUGUGAAACCAGCAUGUGA